Messenger RNA from Chrysochloris asiatica (Cape golden mole), 1995 nucleotides. It is a transcript of the gene SSH3, whose product is annotated as slingshot protein phosphatase 3. Bases 1 to 1995 code for a protein of 664 amino acids. The transcript has 14 exons. NCBI's taxonomy places the organism in Eukaryota, Metazoa, Chordata, Mammalia, Afrosoricida, Chrysochloridae. Gene Ontology annotation, biological process: protein dephosphorylation; negative regulation of actin filament polymerization; actin cytoskeleton organization. Gene Ontology annotation, molecular function: actin binding; protein tyrosine/serine/threonine phosphatase activity. Gene Ontology annotation, cellular component: cytoplasm. The record is from RefSeq and is a predicted model, not a curated record.
AUGGCCUUGGUCACAGUGAGCCGCUCUCCCCCGGCCAGCGGACACUCCACGCCCUUGAGGCCCACGGACCAGGCAUCCAAACGGAGAAGCCAACUCCAGCGACGGCAGAGCUUCGCGGUGCUUCGGGGGGCUGUCCUGGGCCUGCUGGAUGCAGGGGUCGAUGAUGCAGCUGAGGCCAGCCCUGAGCCAUCACCGGAGGAAACUCCAGGUGCCAAACCACCCACUGAGGACCAGACAGACGAUGUUCACGGGGACCAGACAGACGAUGGGCUAGGGCCCCAGAGUCCCCGGAAGCAGGAGCAGAGGCAGCAUGUGCACCUCAUGGUGGAACUACUGAGGCCGCAGGACGACAUCCGCCUGGCAGCCCAGCUGGAGGCAGCCCGUACCCCUCGGCUCCGUUACCUGCUGGUGGUAUCCACAAGAGAACAUCUGAGCCCGGAUGAGACGAUCCUUCUGGGUGUAGACUUUCCUGACAGCAGCUCCCUCAGCUGUACUCUGGGCCUCGUCUUGCCUCUCUGGAGCGACACCCAGGUGUACCUGGAUGGAGACGGGGGCUUCAGUGUGACAUCUGGUGGGCAGAGCCGCAUCUUCAAACCCAUCUCCAUUCAGACCAUGUGGGCCACUCUCCAAGUGCUUCACCAGGCAUGUGAGGCGGCUCUGGGCAGCGGCCUGGUGCCAGGGGGCAGUGCCCUCACCUGGGCCGCCCACUACCAGGAGAGAGUGAGUUCUGACCAGAGCUGCCUCAACGAGUGGAUGGCCAUGGCCGACUUGGAAUCUCUGCGACCUCCCAGCAUGGAGCCUGGCCGGCCCUCGGAGCAGGAGCAGAUGGAGCAGGCAAUCCGGGCUGAGCUGUGGAAAGUGCUGGACACAAGUGAUCUGGAGAGCGUCACUUCCAAGGAGAUCCGCCAGGCCCUGGAGCAGCGCUUGAACUCCCCACUGCAGCAGUACCGUGACUUUAUUGACAACCAGAUGCUAUUGCUCAUGGCCCAGCAGGACCGGGCCUCCCGCAUCUUCCCUCACCUCUACCUGGGCUCCGAGUGGAAUGCUGCCAACCUGGAGGAGCUACAGAGGAACAGGGUCAGCCACAUCCUGAACAUGGCCCGGGAGAUUGACAACUUCUACCCUGAGCGCUUCACCUACCACAACGUUCGCAUCUGGGACGAGGAGUCAGCCCAGCUGCUGCCCCACUGGAAAGAGACGCACUGCUUCAUCGAGACAGCCAGGGUCCAGGGCACCCGGGUGCUAGUGCACUGUAAGAUGGGCGUCAGCCGCUCAGCUGCCACAGUGAUGGCCUACGCCAUGAAGCAGUAUGGCUGGGGCCUGGAGCAGGCUCUUCGGCAUGUGCAGGAGCUCCGGCCCAUUGCCCGCCCCAACCCCGGCUUCCUGCGCCAACUGCAAACCUACCAGGGUAUCCUGACUGCCAGCCGGCAGAGCCAGAUCUGGGAGCAGAAAGUGGGUAGGGUCUCCCCAGAGGAGUCUCUGGCCCCAGAAGUCUCUGCGCCAUUCCCAGCUCUUCCACCCGAACCAGGGGGCAGUGAGGAGGUGAAGGCUGUGGGGCUGGAGGAGGAGCAGGCAGCCCUGAGAGAAAAGCCAGGUGCUCUGAGGCCUCGUAUCAACCUGCGUGGGGUCAUGAGGUCCAUCAGUCUUCUGGAGUCUUCAUCAGAGCUAGAAAGUGCCUCGGGGGCUGCUGAGCUGCCAGAGGUUUUUUCUUCCAAUGAGUCUUCAGAGGAAGAUCCUCCACAGCCCUCCCCUCAGCCAUCAAGGACCAAGGGGGCCCGGGGAGGCCGGCGGGGCCAGAAGGGGUCAUGGCCUGCCCUGAAAUCCCGCCAGUCUGUGGUUGCCCUCCAUGGCACUGCCCUGGUGGCCAGCAGGACCCAGGCCUUCCAGAAGCAGGAGCAGGGCCAAUGGGAGGCUGGCUGUUCCUCCACUCCCAGGUCCCGGAAAGUGGUCAGACAGGCCAGUGUAGAUGGCAGUGGAGGUGAGGGCGAGGCCUGA